GACUACGUGACGUCACUUCCUUGUUACAAGAUAAACAGUGAAGUCCAAAAUUGAUUGGCUUACUAAUAUAUUUUUUAUACUCCAAUAACACUCUGCUUCUGAAAUUAUUUGAAGAACCACAAAAAUGAUGAUUUCUCAACGUCCUCGCAGAACUAGGGAAUUUACGGGCCCAACUCCCUGUUCUGUAGCAAUUAAAGCCCGACCUCCCAAUGUAAGACCACCAGAGCACCUCAUAUUGGAACGAAGAAAAAAGGAAGAUAUGUUAGCUGAAUACCAGAAAAAUACUCAGUACAUUGGACUUAAUGAUUUGAAAAAUGAAUGGGAACGUUGGACUGACAGAAAGUACAAAAUUAACACAUGCAAAAGAAGGGUCGAUUCAAUGAUGAAAACCAAUCAGUUCACAAUUGAAGACAGGCGUGAAAGGUUGCGGGAAAUGUUGCAACAAGAGGAGGCUGAUUAUCUUGCCGAAAUGGAGUCUAAAGAAGAAACAACUUUGGAGCGACAGGCCAAAAUGCGUGAGCGGGCCAGAGCAUUGAAGGAAAAGCGUGAAAGAGAACGUCUUGAAUUUGUUCAAGACAAAUAUGAUCAACAAUUCAGAAACCAGUGCGAAGAGCUGAGGUCCACACUUUCCAAGAGACAACAGGAUGAAGUAUGCGUUGAGCGUCUUGAGCAAAUCCGUAUUAAGGAAGAGAUUGAACAAGAUCGCAAAGAAGAGGAGCGCAUGUAUGCCCGUCUGUGGGAGGAAGAUAUGCUGGCAAAGGCAGCAAGAGAGGAGAGGGAUGCCAAGGCUGCCCAUGAGAGGAAUGCGGAGGUUCUCUCCGUUCUCAGAAAACAGAUGGCCGCUCUUGAAGCUACAAAGGAGGAGGCUUUAAGACUGAAGGAAGAAGAGGCACAGCUUCUGAAGGAGCAGAAUGCCCUCCGUGCAGCCGAGGAGCAGAGGAAGCGAGAGGACAAACUGCGUCAGCAACGACAGACCAGAGAGAUGCUGGACUUGUCCUUACAGUUGAAGAUGAAGAAGAAGGCCAAAGAGGAGCAGGAGGAGCUGGCCUUUGAUCUGAAGAUGCUUGAACAGCUGCUGGAGGAGUCACGCAACGAGGCCAUGGAAAUCAUGCAGAGAAAGAAGGAGCUGAGAGAGGAAGACCGGCGCUAUCGGGAGAACCUUCAGCAGAUCUUUGAGGAGGAGAAGGUCAAAGAGCGGGAACUUGAGGCGCUCAUUCAACAGGAAGUGGAGCGCAUGUGGCAGAAGAGGCUCGCGCAGUGGAAGCUGGAGAGGGAGGCGAGGAAGAAACUCCUCAGGGACGUGCUGGCUAUACGGGCUAACCAGGUCCAGGAACGAUUGAAUGCAAACCUGGGCAAGCAGCGGGAGGCGGCGGAGGAGCGCGAGGCGUUACAGAGGAUGAUCGAGGACAACCGCCGCCACGAGGAGGAGCAGGCCAUGCGCAACAAGGAGAAGCACGCGACCUACCAGCGCGACCUCAUUGGCCAGAUUGAGUACAACCAGAGCCUCGCCAGACAGAACUUUGAUCGUGACGAGCAGGAGUACAAGAUGGGCAUGCAAACAGAGAAGGAGUACCAGGCAAGGCUGAAGGCUUGCCUUGAUAACCCGUUUGACGAAAAGAUGCACCCCAUGCGCCGGGCCAUGGCUCAACGGUCCACUUAGACCUGGGUUCUUCAGUGGGAGCUUGAUGUUAAAUAAAGAUUUUCAGCUUGAAAUUGUGAAAAAUUGUAGUUAAUAAAUGUACAAGUUUCACUCCAAAAACAAGUGUUUGUUUGUCUAUAACAAUUUUGAACUGCUGAUUUAAUGGUUGCAAGUUUUUAUUGUAUGUAGAUAUUUAAAUUCAUUAUACUUUAUGUAAAGAAUGUUGACAAAAUUGUACUUCUGUACUCUGUACUUUUUAUUUUAAAUGUUAAUUAAAGAAAACACAAUCACUAUUUGUCACUUUUAAUGAUGAGUGCAUAGACUAAAAACCCAUUAUAAUGUAAAUGAGUUUAUUAUUUUUUUAUUUGUGAAUAAAUUGACCUGAUAUAUAUAUAUAUAUAUAUAUAUGUGUGUGAAAUAUGUUUUGUUGCUUUAUUUUUCAGCCAUCACCAUAUUUUUCUGUGAUAUUUAUACGAUUUGUUGACCCUUCCAUAAUUCCAAACAUUUAUGCAACAAAGUUUGUGCUAUUAUUGAUAACUUACAAAUCUUCAUGUUUUGUAACAAAAACUUAAAAAAGCAAUGAUAUUGAAAACAUAAUGGCAUGGUUGUCACAAAAAACUAUUUUCCUUGGUACUUGUAACUAAUGGUUCUGUGUGCUUUGUGAACUUAAUGUUUAUUUAUGAAACUUUACUACAAUUUCCAGUAAAUAUUGUUUGCAUUAUUUAUUUUUUGGUAGUUCACACAUUUUAAUCUGAAAAUAGUGAAUAUUUGUACUAUAUCUUAAAAUAUUGUUUUUCUUGUGUAUAGUCUUCUAUAUGACUUCCAUGUAUUAUAUCAUGAUAAAUCUGUUAUCAGAAGUAUAUUCAUUUUUAAUUUUCUGUUUAACAUGUUGACACAUUUUAAUUGUUGAUUGGCAAUUUUAAAAAAUAUGAGCAAAAUAAAGUACCGGUAUUAUGAUGUUCUAUGCCAGUGUUCAAUGUGAUCGUUGCUCUUAAUACAGAAUAUGUGCACUCUAUGCGUUAUCAUGAAUGAUUAUAAUUUAAUUCCAGUGAUGGAUAAAUUGUAUAUGCAGUUUUCUGAUAAACAAGAAUGCUCUUGUUAUAAUAUACACUGUGCUUGGACAUUGAUCUGGUUAGUUUACUGCCUGUCAGACAUGUUAGGAAUUGAACAAUCUGUAACUGGGUUUUCAUGACCAUCAUGUUUAAAGUUUUAAGUACUAAAGUGAUUUUUAACAUAGAUCUUCAUUCUAAUUGGUAUUGUGUUUUGAGGGGAAAGCAAAGUUCCAGGUCCAGUUUUACGAAGCUUCUUUGAAUAUUUUGCAUAUAAAUUACAUCGUUGUUUCUUCAAUUUAUUGAAAUAGUUAAAAGUACACAGUUUACAUGUAUAUUUAUUCAUUUAACUUAAUCUAUAAAACUAUUACCUUGUGUCAAUUAAUAAACUUUAAAGAAUAUUAUUAAAUUUAAUUUCUC
Molecule: messenger RNA, 3108 nt
Organism: Dreissena polymorpha
Lineage: Eukaryota; Metazoa; Mollusca; Bivalvia; Myida; Dreissenidae
Product: cilia- and flagella-associated protein 53-like
Exons: 8
Coding region: 125-1660 (511 amino acids)
Source: RefSeq, a predicted model, not a curated record